Ciona intestinalis (vase tunicate) is the source of this 2339-nucleotide messenger RNA. RefSeq names its product frizzled-10-B-like. Lineage: Eukaryota; Metazoa; Chordata; Ascidiacea; Phlebobranchia; Cionidae. Gene Ontology annotation, molecular function: transmembrane signaling receptor activity; Wnt-protein binding. Gene Ontology annotation, cellular component: membrane. Gene Ontology annotation, biological process: canonical Wnt signaling pathway; non-canonical Wnt signaling pathway. The record is from RefSeq and is a predicted model, not a curated record.
UGGUAAAAAAAAAGUUUAAAACAUACUUAUAACCAUACAGGUUAGAAUGCUGUUAUAAAAAUGAACGUUAUAAACGUUUUAUGUAUUCUGUUUGUACUUGCGUGUGUGUCUGGGUUCAAAUACGCAGGGAGGCCGAAGUUUAAAUGCUUUCCAAUAAGUGAACCAUUAUGCUCAGAUUUCCCAUACAACUACACAACUUUCCCCAAUAUUCUUGGGCACGAUAACGCGGAUGACGCAUCUGACGUAUUAUACGAAUACAAGUUACUGUUGGACACGCACUGCUCAACGCAUCUACGAUUCUUUCUUUGCUCUUUGCAUUUUCCAAUGUGUACGCCAAAGGUUGAAGUAGCAAUACCAGGAUGCAGAAGUAUGUGUGAGAAAGUAAGAGCCGACUGUGAACCGGUUAUGCGGGUAGGAGGGGUACAGUGGCCGGAUACCAUUGACUGUUCAAAGCUACCCAUGAGGAACGAGAAGAAGCGGUUGUGUAUGGUACCACCCGGUGAAUCCCCGAACGGGGAAGCACCUAAAGUGGACACCAACCCCCAGCCACCUUCAGUAACGUUGGACGAAAGCGGGGCAGGUCCCCAUAUAGAGUUGGAAAUCGACGACGAAGAUGAGAACGACAAAGCAGCCAAGUAUUGGGCGCAACAGUUGGAACUGAAUCCGGGUUAUGAGGAACAACAAUGGAGAGAACCGAUUAUUCCACGUAUUGAACACCAAUUGCCACCAGAAGAACCAGUUGUAGUAGAUGAACCAGAAGGUCCAGGGUUUGGUUUUGCAUCACCACCACAAAGAGAACCAGACCAAGAUAAGAACCAAUUCGUGACGAUAUCUCAACCGAAACCAAGACCAAAUAAAUGCAAGAAUCCGAACAAGUUUCAUUACUUGAAAAGAAUGAAACAAUGUGUCCCAAGGUGUGAGAAAACCACGGAUAUUUUGUUUAGUUCAAAUCACAAACAAAUCGCUUAUUGGUUGCUGUUUUCGUUUUCUUUGCUAUGUUUUAUUUCAACGGUGAUGACAGUCUGUACUUUUAUGAUUGAUUCUAAAAGAUUCAGAUACCCGGAACGUCCGAUUAUUUUCCUUUCCAUUUGCUACUGCGUUUAUUCGGUCGCUUACUUGGUAAGAUCGGUGAAUGGUCCGCUUAACUCUAUGGCGUGUAUGGAAGAUAUUACACACCCUGCUGGGGCCAGCUACUUUGUAAAGGGUGGUAUUCAAGGCACCGGGUGUACCGCCAUGUUUUUCGUGCUCUACUACUUUGGGAUGGCGGCUUCAGCGUGGUGGGUUGUUCUUACUUUAUCAUGGCUUCUGUCUGCCGGGUUCAAGUGGGGGCAUGAGGCAAUCGAAGCUUACGGGUUCUACUUCCACCUAGCGGCGUGGUUGUUGCCAGCCGGACAGACAAUUGUUGUUCUCAUCCUGGGAAAAGUUGAUGGAGAUGAAUUAACAGGCGUUUGUUAUGUUGGAAACUUGGAGCCUGAAAGUUUGAUGUAUUUCGUCAUCAUCCCUCUCACAUUUUACCUGAUAACCGGAACUGUGGCUCUGGUGUUCGGGUUUGGCUACUUGUUUAAAAUACGACGAGUUAUUCGUCAUCAGGGUGGGAAGUCUGCGGGCAAACUGGAAAAGCUGAUGUGGCGAAUUGGUGUAUUUUCUGUGCUGUACACUGUACCUGCAGCGUGUGUCGUGGCAGUGAACUUUUACCAAUACCAAAACUUGGGUGUAUGGAUGAGUCAUGCAAGGAAAAUACCAUGCAGAGCAUCAGGCUCACCGUUUCUUUAUAGACCUGAUUCCGCACCCAGCGAAUUUCAAGGCUCUUGGCUGCCACCGCGUGACAAUUACCAAGCUUCAAUGGCCCCCGCUACGUGGCGCGGUUACCCACAGCGAUCGGACUACUUGGUUGGCGAUGGUUCGGACUUUUAUGCUUAUGAGCCAUGGCCAGAACAACCUGGUUAUGACAGAUACACACAAACCAAUGGGAAACGCAAAAGACGGUCGCUACCAAUAAAAGAUCAAAUUCCGAGGGUGAACUUGGACUGUACACUGCCCGAUUCAAUACCGUCCCUCCCCAUAUUUGGAAUUAAGAUCUUCAUGUCUCUUAUUGCGGGUAUUACAAGCGGAAUGUGGAUUUGGAGCGGAAAGACAGUCGAAUCUUGGAGGAAGUUUUACAAAACGUGCAGGUGCGGGAAGUCCCCCAAAGCAACCCAAGUUGGUCACAAAAGAGAUGGCGGAUUCGCGGUGUGAUUAUGACGUCAUAGGAAUGGAGGGUAAUGACCUUUACCAACCGGGCAAACCGUGUCAUCAGAACUCACUGGAGUGGAACCAGAUUAUCGCAGUGGACACGAAAA